CGUCUCAGGUCCGCUUCGAAGCCCGGACCGAGCUCACCAUGCCGAACCGCAAGGCCAGCCGCAACGCCUACUAUUUCUUCGUGCAAGAGAAGAUCCCUGAACUGCGCCAGCGAGGCCUCCCGGUGGCUCGCGUCGCCGAUGCCAUCCCGUACUGCUCCGCCGACUGGGCCCUCCUGCGGGAGGAAGAAAAGGAGAAAUACGCCGAAAUGGCCCGGGAGUGGAGGGCCGCCCAGGGAAAGGACCCCGGGCCUUCGGAGAAGCAGAAUCCUGUGUCCACACCACUGAGGAAGCCAGGCAUGCUUGUACCAAAGCAGAAUGUUUCACCCCCGGAUAUGUCAAGCUUGUCUCUGAAAAAUGAUCAAGCUCUCCUUGGAGGCGUUUUUUAUUUUUUGAACAUUUUUAGCCAUGGUGAGCUACCUCCACAUUGUGAACAGCGCUUCCUUCCUUGUGAAAUUGGCUGUGUUAAAUAUUCUCUCCAAGAUGGUAUUUUGGCAGAUUUCCACAGUUUCAUAAAUCCUGGGGAAAUUCCACGAGGAUUUAGGUUUCAUUGUCAGGCUGCAAGUGAUUCUAGCCACAAGAUUCCUAUUUCAAACUUUGAAUCUGGGCAUGACCAUGCAACUGUGUUAACAAACCUGUAUAGAUUCAUUAAUCCAAACCCAGGGAACUGGCCGCCUAUCUAUUGCAAGUCUGAUGAUAGACCCAGAGUCAACUGGUGCUUGAAGCAUAUGGCUAAGACAUCAGAAAUAGGGCAUGAUCUGAAACUACUUACUGUGGAGGACCUUGUAGUGGGAAUCUACCAAGAAAAAUUUCUCAAGGAGCCUUCUAAGACCUGGGUUCGGAGCCUCCUAGAUGUGGCCAUGUGGGAUUAUUCUAGCAACACAAGGUGCAAGUGGCAUGAAGAAAAUGAUAUACUCUUCUGUGCUCUUGCUGUUUGCAAGAAGAUCGCGUACUGCAUCAGUAAUUCUCUAGCCACUCAUUUUGGAAUCCAGCUCACAGAGGCUCAUGUUCCACUCCAAGAUUAUGAGGCCAGUAAUAGUAUGACACCCAAAAUGGUUGUGUUGGAUGCAGGACGUUACCAGGUGACAUCUCUCAUUUCUCAUGAGCCUAGAUUUGAGAAGCUAAGGCUUGAGAGUACAGGAUAUCCUCAUUUUAACUCUUCUAAUCACUACCAAAGAGCAAACAUAGCCACUGAUGACUACCCAUCGGGAGUGAAAAUUUCUGGCCAAAACAGUGUCCGGGGAAGAGGCAUUACUCGUCUGCUAGAAAGCAUUUCUAAUUCCCCUGGCAGUAUCCAUAAAUUCUCCAACUGUGAGACUUCACUGUCGCCUUACGUGUCCCAAAAAGAUGGAUACAAAUCUUUCUCUUCCUUGUCUUAAUGAUGGUACUUACUUUCAAUUUCUGGAAAAGUAACAGCCCAACCUCCCUUCUUAGAGCAGUCAAUAAACAGAGCACAUCAAGGAUAAAAAUAUCAGUACUAUUAAAGCUACAUAAUUUUGUAAGGAAAUUCAGUUUCAUAGAUUAAAAAUAAUUGUGGUUGGAGAAGAACUUGGAUUUUUGCUUUUAUGUAUCUUGGGGGCUGAUGCUAUUUCCUGACUGUACUGUGGGAAUGCUAUUAAAGUUUUGGGUCCUAUAAGA
Molecule: messenger RNA, 1635 nt
Organism: Echinops telfairi (small Madagascar hedgehog)
Lineage: Eukaryota; Metazoa; Chordata; Mammalia; Afrosoricida; Tenrecidae
Gene: MAEL
Product: maelstrom spermatogenic transposon silencer
Exons: 13
Coding region: 39-1376 (445 amino acids)
Biological process (GO): negative regulation of DNA-templated transcription; regulation of miRNA-mediated gene silencing; male meiotic nuclear division
Cellular component (GO): P granule; nucleus
Molecular function (GO): sequence-specific DNA binding
Source: RefSeq, a predicted model, not a curated record